AUCCAGAUCGACUAUAGCGACCACAGCGGGUCAGUGCUGUGUGUCUGCCUCCUCCAUGAAGGUCUUCGCUCUGUCUCCGCUUCACUUGCGUCCGAACGGCGGAUGGGAGCGCUGGAAGCACGGAUGUGGCCUCACGGUUAUGUUAUUGAUGUUUCCAGACAUCCGCCGCUGCUGCUUCUGCUGCUGCUUGUGUAGCUCGACCGUGGCCUAUUUUAGAUGCGCGAGCAACGGGAGCCCUUCCAGUUCAAUUAGCUUUGUGUCUGUGGAGCGAUCAUUUUUCUACGCGUGAUACCGGGGGUCGGGGGGGAACUGGGAUGUAAACACGACGGCUUUCCUGCGCUCAUGAUCUGGGGCGAGGUGAGGCUGAUUCCUCGGACUCGGAUCGCCAGCUGAUUUCACUCUGGAGCAGAGCAGCUGUUCGCUCCAAUGGCGUCAAUUUCGAAAGUGUCUAUCCUGGAUUAUUUCAAUAUUGUGUUCGAGGGGGAAAAUGGUAAAAUCGAGUCCAACUGUAAGGCUUGUGGCACCAGAAUCCAGGCGAAACGGAGCGUUACGUCCAACUUCGUUACACAUCUUAAGCGUAAACACCCAGCUAUGUAUGACGACUUUGUGAAAAGGAAGGAUAUGAAGAGAGAGGGUUAUUCCUCUGCUUGCCUGCACAGUUUCACAACCAAUGGAGGAAACCCCCGCUUCACACUCCCUGUAACAACUGGAACAGGAGGAGGAGCCCUAGUAGGUGUUGGAGGAGUGGGCACCCUUGAGGGAGGAGGAGGCCCUGGAGCAGGGGUGACUAAGUUUGACAGACAUGACCCCCGUCAGGUUCUCAUCUCCGAGGCGAUAGCUAAGAUGAUCGUGCAUGAUCUGCAACCGGUGUCUAUUGUGGAAAAUCAGGGCUUCAGGGAGUUGCUGCUGCUCCUGGAGCCCCGUUACACUCCUGAGCCCCAGCACUACAUCCAGGGACAGCUCCUCCCCGCCUACGCUUACCAGGCUCAGCUGGUUACACGUCAGGCCGUAGCAUCAGCACACACACUCAGUCUUAGCUUAGACAUCUGGAGGAGCCAAACUCAAACUGCUUCAGGGUACCUCGGUGUUACCUGCCAUUAUCUUGCAUCUGACUGGCAGAUACGUUCUGCUCUCCUGGCCUGCCUCCCACUGACUUGCAGUAGCUCGGCGAGCCGUGUGCUGGCAGAUUUUGACGAAGUGUGUCAUUCUCACGGCGUGUCAGGGAGAGCAUUUUGCAUCGUUGCGGACCCUUUCCCAGCGACGUCAACGGCGAGGCCAAGUUGUCUUCCUGGCUUCCUGCUUCCACCUGUUCUUACUAACGGCCAAGAUGAUGAUCCAGCAGAUCAAGUGCUGGACAACGGAAACAACGCAGAGCAAUGGAUCAGCAAUGGCCAUGAGUGUAAUGGAGAGGAGAAAGACUGGGGGGAGUCUUGGGAGCAGGGUUUGGGCGUUUGUCGGGUAGACUGUUUCUCUCGCUCUCUGGAACAAUGUGUCAGGGAGGGGUUGCACUCCUCCCCACAAAUUUCCUCUACUUUGACCAAGGUUGCACGUUUCUAUAACUACAUUACCUCUGCUGUACCUCCUGAGAAACUCAUCCAGGUGUUUGAUGGGUGGUUGCCUGGGGGAACCCGAAACCUUCACGAUACUGGUACAGAUUGGGCUGCUCAACUUAAGGUCUUGCGGCGGCUUUUGGACUCAGUGGAGUUCCUGGAGGAAGUGAGCGGUCCCGGGGAGGUAGCAUUGAGUAGCUCAGAAAGAGCCCUGCUGAGGGAACUCACUGACAUUUUGGAGCCCUUCACUGAGGCCUGGGACAUGGUGCACAGAGACACACAGAGAGACACCCAGCUGGACAGACAUGUGUCCAUCAGUUUGGCUCUGCCUUGUGUUCUUGGCCUGCGUAAGCACCUCUCUGAGACAUCAACUCCCCACUGCCCUGCCCUCCUGCUCGGUCUAAACCAGUCCCUGGAACGGCUUCUGGCUCCGAUCCUGGAGAACCCCUUGUACAUUACCGCGACCACCCUGGACCCCCAGUUUAAACUUACUUGGAGCAGCAACCCUGACUGGCACAAGCAAGUUCUCCUAGAGGAAUUAUCCAAACAUUCCACAGCCUCUCCCCCAACCGACCUCAACACAGACAUUAGCCCUCAGUCCCAAACUCUUCCUACUCCAUCACCAUCCCCGGUCUCCUCGUUGUCUCGCCCCUGCAAAUUGUUCUCUUUUAUCAAGCAGAGACCGGCGACACAGGCUAAAAGCCUGGAACAGGAGUUAUCUGUCUACCUUCACGAGGAGCCCACAGAUGAAGAGGCUUUGCAUUACUGGCGCCGUAAAACCAUUGACUUUCCUCUGCUAGCUCAAGUAGCCAAAAGAGCAUUUACCAUACCUGCUUGUGACACUGUGGUGGAGAAUAUCUUCUCUGCAGCCAGAAGCCUCCUGUUGCCAGAGAGAGGCCACGUCCUACCAAAGAACUUGGAGACACUCAUCUACCUCAAAGCCAACUACAAACUGUUGUGGACAUAAAGCUAUGAGUCAGCCAUAUUUUAUCUGAAGAGCGACCAGAGGGUUUUCAGUUUUAGAAACAUGACUUCUUCUUCACAGCAACAAAUGUUGUGAAGAGACCUGAGUGAACCCCAUAGUAAAUUACACACCUGUUAUUUUGAGACUGAAAUAACUAGCUUCCUUUCUUAAGUAUGGUUUUAGAUGUGGAUAUUCUGCAUAUGGGUUUUCACAAUAUGAACUGUUGAAAUGUCUGAGAUCAGAUCAAGACUAAAAUACUCACUCCAUCUGUCUUUAUUUUGCCAUUUCAGGGUCUUCGGAUGACCAUCAAGUUCCUAUUGUCUGGUUCCAAGCUUCACUUAGUGAAUUAUCUGUUGUAUUUUUGAUUACAGUCAGGAGAGAACAAAAGUUUAUUUGCUGUCCAUACAGUCAUGAGAAAGCAUAAGU
Messenger RNA from Gambusia affinis (western mosquitofish), 2940 nucleotides. RefSeq names its product zinc finger BED domain-containing protein 4. The record is from RefSeq and is a predicted model, not a curated record. The transcript has 5 exons. The coding region runs from base 427 to 2517 and encodes 696 amino acids. NCBI's taxonomy places the organism in Eukaryota, Metazoa, Chordata, Actinopteri, Cyprinodontiformes, Poeciliidae. Gene Ontology annotation, molecular function: protein dimerization activity.